CUGCUGGUCUCGUGGGCUCUGACGGGGUCAAGGAUCUUUUCCAAUUCAGGAUCAACCAUCUCCAUUUGAGUGCUGUCUGGCUGCUCCACAUCCAAUGGAAUUAGACAUCAAUACCUGAUCAAUACUUAGUGUUCUGGCCGCUGAGAAAUAAGCUGCUUUGAGUGUGAGACUAGAAGACCAGAGAGAGGAAACCGGCACCUUACCUGCCGGAAUAAACCUGAAUCGAUUUGACCUGAAAGGCUUUAGGUGACGAAUCUCUCCCUUCCAAGAUGGAUGAAACGCACAACAACAGGACGGCCUUGGCCAAAGGCGCCAAGGACAUCGCUAAAGAGGCGAAGAGGCACGCCGCCAAAAAUAUCGGCAAAGCCGUGGACCGCGCCGCCAACGGGUACUCGGCCAGCCGCAGCUACGACCGCUUCCAGAACGACGACGACGAAGGCGAGAGCGCCUACGGCCGGCCGGACGGCCGCCACCCCGACCACGUGGCCAACGGCGCCGACGGCGAGGAGGGGGAGGACGACGGGGCCUCCAGCGACGCCACGGAGGGCCACGACGACGAGGACGAGAUCUACGAGGGCGAGUACCAAGGCGUGCCGGCCCGGGGCGAAGGUCAGGCGGCGGCGGCGGCGGGCCAGCCGGUGUGCGACAGCGCGAAGAGCCGCAAUGAGCUGGAGAGCGAGAGGCGGUCGGACGAGGAGGAGCUGGCCCAGCAGUACGAGCUCAUCAUGCAGGAGUGCGGCCACGGGAGGUUCCAGUGGCAGCUGUUCUUCGUCCUGGGGCUGGCGCUCAUGUCGGACGGCGUGGAGGUGUUCGUGGUGGGCUUCGUCCUGCCCAGCGCCGAGACGGACAUGUGCGUCCCCAACUCCGGCGCCGGGUGGCUCGGGAGCAUCGUGUAUCUGGGGAUGAUGUUCGGCGCCUUCUUCUGGGGCGGCCUGUCGGACCGGGCGGGACGCAAGCAGUGCCUGCUCAUCUCCCUGUCCGUCAACGGCUUCUUCGCCUUCCUGUCCUCCUUCGUCCAGGGCUACGGCAUGUUCCUCGUGUGCCGCAUGGUGUCCGGCUUCGGCAUCGGGGGGGCGGUGCCCAUCGUGUUCUCCUACUUCGCGGAGGUUCUGGCUCGGGAGAAGAGAGGAGAGCAUCUGAGCUGGCUGUGCAUGUUCUGGAUGAUCGGAGGGAUCUACGCCUCCGCCAUGGCCUGGGCCAUCAUCCCGCACUACGGCUGGAGCUUCAGCAUGGGUUCGGCGUACCAGUUCCACAGCUGGAGGGUGUUCGUGGUGGUGUGCGCGCUGCCGUGUGUGUCUGCAGUGGUGGCUCUGACUUUCAUGCCCGAGAGCCCUCGCUUCUUCCUGGAGACGGGUAAACACGACGAGGCCUGGAUGGUGCUCAAGCACAUCCACGACACCAACAUGCGAGCCCGCGGGGAGCCGGAGAGAGUCUUCACUGUGAACAGGAUCAAGGUGCCCAAGCAGCUGGACGAGCUGGUGGAGAUGCACAACGAGUCGGCCAACGCGGCGCUCAAGGUCCUCCUGAAGAUCCGGACCGAGCUCCGAGCGAUCUGGUCGACGUUCAUGAGGUGCUUCGACUACCCCGUGAGAGACAACAGCCUGAAGCUGGCUGCGGUCUGGUUCACGCUGUCCUUCGGGUACUACGGACUCUCUGUGUGGUUCCCCGACGUCAUCAAGCACCUCCAGGCCGACGAGUACGCCUCCAGGGUGAAGAUCCACAGCAACGAGCGCCUGGAGGACUUCACCUUCAACUUCACCCUGGAGAACCAGAUCCACAGGAACGGGGUCUUUUUAAAUGACAGGUUCAUCGGCAUGAAGUUCAAAGCGGUCACGUUCAUCGACUCCUCGUUCAUCAACUGCUACUUUGAGGACGUCUCCUCCUUAGGAUCCUUCUUCAAAAACUGCACCUUUGUCGACUCCUUCUUCUACAACACGGACAUUGACGACUCCAAACUAACAAACUCCAGAGUGAUCAACAGCUCGUUCCACCACAACAAGACGGGCUGUCAGAUGACCUUUGACGACGACUACAGCGCCUACUGGGUCUACUUCGUCAACUUCCUGGGAACGCUGGCCGUGCUGCCCGGGAACAUCGUGUCGGCGCUCCUGAUGGAUAAAAUCGGGCGCCUCAGCAUGUUGGGGGGCUCCAUGGUGCUGUCGGGCAUCAGCUGCUUCUUCCUGUGGUUCGGCACCAGCGAGUCCAUGAUGAUCUUCAUGCUGUGCCUCUACAACGGCCUCAGCAUCUCCGCCUGGAACUCCCUGGACGUGGUCACCGCCGAGCUGUACCCGACAGACAGGAGGGGAACGGGCUUUGGCUUCUGCAACGCCAUGUGCAAGCUGGCGGCGGUGCUGGGAAACCUGAUCUUCGGCUCGCUGGUCGGCAUCACCAAGGCCAUCCCCAUCCUGAUGGCGUCCUCCGUGCUGGUCGGCGGCGGGCUGGUGGGGCUCCGGCUGCCGGACACUCGGGCCAAUGUGCUCAUGUGAAGGCCGGACGCGGAGCAGCACCUUGUGCACCAUAAAGAUUCAGAUUGGACUCCAAUGAUUCUCAAGCAAGUACCAGCCGAGUGAUUAUUGUUCUGUUGUAUCUGAGGGAAACACCUGGUAAUUAAUGCAGAUUAAUGAGGUGAGCCGUGGAUGUAGAGAGAUUAAAACUCUGUACAUCAGCCGCUCACCGUCUGUGCCACACCAACGCAUGUGUCAAAGCUGCAAAAGGCCCGGGCGUCCCUCCGCCGUCCCCGUCCCCGAACCCCGUCCCCGAACCCCGUCCCAAUCCAUCAACGGAAUAGUUUCACAUUUCAUUCAAAGGCUCACACUAGCAGCCGGUUAGCUUAGCAUAACGACUGGAAGCAUGCGGAAACGUCAUCAAGUUGCCGUCAUAUUUAACAUAUGACCUUCAAUGCAUGACCUUCGACAGAAGGUCGAGCUAUUCCAGAUCCUCAUCCGGCCUCCUCGGUGUGGUUGUUUAUUUCUGUAUUUACAGUGUUCAUGUUAUUGACCUCCGCUUCCACACCUGAGGGUCACAACUCCCCCCAGCGGUCGACCCACUUUCAAGCCUUCUUCUGCACGAAUGACGACGCCAUAAUAACGAAGUAAAGAAUCUGUUACGAUAUCGUAGAUUAGUCAAAACCGGCAACUCCAGCAGCUGCGUUUCUACAGUGAAAAGAAGUUUACAUUCACAGAGCUGCGGGACUGGAACCCUUUGUGUCCGAACGCUUCCUCUCUGGCGUCGUGUUCGUCUCGUGGCACCGCGCUCGCCGCCGAGGGCUUCGCUCUCCCGGUUUAACGCUCUGCUGUCGCUGUCUGACCUCCCGCUCCGUUUUGUCUCCUCCUGCCUCGCUGCUGCUCCUUCUCCCCCCGGAACUCAAAGGCCUUUCUCAAAUGUCGUGCCUCUCGCUCUCCUUCCGAAACCUUUGCAGGAAGCUUCGCUGCUCGGCGCCGCUGCUUUUGUCUCAUCACGUGAUAACACUGUGUGCGUGCAUGUGUGUGUGUGUGUGUGUGUUUUUCGACAAAACAACGUCUUUUGGACCAAAAAUUAGUUUCAGAAAUAUUUAAUAAAUUCGGGAAAUGAGAAGUUUCAACAACGUGGCGACGGCUCAAAGUAACAAAGUAACAUAAAUGUAACAAUUGUCACGACAAGAAAAAACAAUUCAACGUUCCCGAUGACUUUUUAUCCCGGGACACAAACAGUGGUCAGCUGUGUGAAAGUCGUGUGUUUGCUCUCUUAAACGUCCUCAGCUUGUUCGACCCGUCCAGAGGUCUCCAGUGGACAUCGCUGCUUGUUGUACGCGUCUCAACGUCUUUCGGUAGCGGUGGCCAGAUAUUCAAAGUCACUGGUUUACAGAAAAUUGCCAACACUUGUUCCUCGAAACUCGAGUGCUUUUCUUGUGCUUCUACUCGAGCAAACUAAAUGUUGAAUGACUACAUGAUGGAGUGAAAUCAAAAGCCAUGCUUAAAGGAUCAGUUCACCCAAAUCCCAACGAAGCACAUAGAGCGGAACGCUCCGUGAGCAGAGGACUACUUUCUCCGCAGAAACGAGAUCCGGUAGAAACUCCAGAGGGAAUUCUUUGGGUUUUAUAUUUUACAUUUUACAAUGUUGCACCACAAACAGAACUCCACCUGCAUCGUAACCAGGUGGGGACGGAUAUCCGGACACAAUACCUGCGUGGCUUCAAAACCCACUCAGCUAAAUAAGAAAACACGCUUGUUUUUUUGUGAUUUGGGUGAACGCAGCUUUUAAAACCUUUAAUGAACUCAACUGUUUGCUAUGAUGUUAAAAAUGCAUUAGAUAAUGUGUGAAUUAUCUAUGAAAAUGUAUGAAAACGCUCACUUUGUUUGUUCAAUCAUAGAAAAAAGAAAAUACAGUUAUUCUCAGUUAUUUGUGAUGCUGUUUGGUGUCAGAAGGCAGCAGUGAUGUUCUCUUGCCAGCUAUUUCCUCUUUUAGGAUGACUAGGAUGAUUUUUUUCAGACUGGGAUGCAGCCGCUUCCAUCCGGUUGUCCCGAGGCUUCGCCUCCGUCACCUCCACCUGUGCCCAGCUAACAACCUCCUCCGUCACCCAGAAAGUCCUGCAUGUUUGUUACUGAAGUCCUUCUGCUGUGUGUGCGCGUUUUUUAUCCAUUUUUGGUGUCUUUUGCUGUUGCUCGGCAGGGGGGGGGGGCUGUGUGUUGUCUGACUUGUCGUGGAGGUGUUCAUCGUACCCAGUUGAUUGUGGGUCGUUGUGGAAGGGCAUGCUCGUGGUGAGAUGACGUGUGUGUUAUCCUGUGACCUGUGACCUUGAUACGAUUUAUUUUGAUAAGAAAAGGCUCCAGAGAAAGAAAACGGUGGAUUCCUCCGCUGUGUCUGCAGGCUGAAUAAAGAGUUUAAUUUGAA
Messenger RNA from Gasterosteus aculeatus aculeatus (three-spined stickleback), 4869 nucleotides. Its product is annotated as synaptic vesicle glycoprotein 2C. The record is from RefSeq and is a predicted model, not a curated record. Gene Ontology annotation, biological process: transmembrane transport; chemical synaptic transmission. Lineage: Eukaryota; Metazoa; Chordata; Actinopteri; Perciformes; Gasterosteidae. Gene Ontology annotation, cellular component: synaptic vesicle membrane. Gene Ontology annotation, molecular function: transmembrane transporter activity.